AUGCAAACUGUAGCUAUUGUUGGCGCUGGUGUGAGUGGUCUAAUAUCUAUCAAAUGUUGUUUAGAUGGUGGUCUAUCACCAACAUUUAAUACAUUAAAAGAAUUUAUGGCUUUUAGUAAUUUUCCACCACCAGCUGAUUAUCCAAAUUAUAUGCAUAAUAUCAAAUUAUUAGCAUAUUUUCGAAUGUAUGCAUCAAAAUUUAAUUUUACAAAAUAUAUUCGAUUUCGACGACGUGUAAUUCGUAUUGAACAAGCUGAUGAUUAUGAACAUACAGGAUGUUGGUUAAUAUAUAGUAUUCAUGCAAAUAAAGAACGUGAAAAAUUACAUAGUUGGCAAUACAAGACAUCUCAUGGUUUAGAAGAUAAAACAGUUCUUAUCAUUGGUAUUGGAAGUUCAGCAGGUGAAAUGGCUGUAGAAUUAGGACAUGUUGCUAAACAAGUUUAUCUAAGUACUCGUCGUGGUACAUGGGUUUAUAAUCGAGUUGGACCUACUGGAUGGUCAGUAGAUAUGUAUCGAACAAAUUUAAUUCUUGCAACAAUUCAAAAAUAUUCUCCUUGGCUAAUGAAUCGAUUAAUUGAACGAGAAUUAAACAAAAAAUUUGAUCAUGAAUUAUAUAGUCUUAAAUCUAAUCAUUAUCCUUUACGUAAAUGA
Molecule: messenger RNA, 651 nt
Organism: Rotaria sp. Silwood1
Lineage: Eukaryota; Metazoa; Rotifera; Eurotatoria; Philodinida; Philodinidae
Source: the annotation of a GenBank genome assembly